Penicillium roqueforti is the source of this 231-nucleotide messenger RNA. RefSeq lists its product as uncharacterized. The coding region runs from base 1 to 231 and encodes 76 amino acids. Lineage: Eukaryota; Fungi; Ascomycota; Eurotiomycetes; Eurotiales; Aspergillaceae. The record is from RefSeq and is a predicted model, not a curated record. The transcript has 5 exons.
AUGAUUUGGCUGAUUCUACCUACCGCUUUUUCCACCGCCUCCUUCAAAUCACCCUGCUAUCUUCCUUCUCUCGCUGCAGAGCAGAAGACAUACAUACAACAACAGGAUGUUGUAGUGAUAAUACUAUAUUUCCGUGCACCACAAUUAAUUGCAUUUUCACACUCCUGUCUCCCUUUUUUUGAAUCAGUUAAUCGCAAUGAGCGGCUCAGCCUGGAAAGGGACCACUUUUGA